Molecule: messenger RNA, 321 nt
Organism: Eubalaena glacialis (North Atlantic right whale)
Lineage: Eukaryota; Metazoa; Chordata; Mammalia; Artiodactyla; Balaenidae
Product: histone H4
Exons: 1
Coding region: 4-315 (103 amino acids)
Biological process (GO): nucleosome assembly
Cellular component (GO): nucleosome
Molecular function (GO): protein heterodimerization activity; DNA binding; structural constituent of chromatin
Source: RefSeq, a predicted model, not a curated record
AGAAUGUCCGGACGUGGUAAGGGGGGAAAAGGUUUGGGGAAAGGGGGCGCCAAGCGCCACCGCAAAGUCUUGCGCGACAAUAUCCAGGGCAUCACCAAGCCCGCCAUCCGCCGCCUGGCCCGGCGUGGAGGUGUCAAGCGCAUCUCUGGUCUCAUCUACGAGGAGACCCGUGGGGUGCUGAAAGUGUUCUUGGAGAACGUGAUCCGGGACGCCGUCACCUACACCGAGCACGCCAAGCGCAAGACGGUCACGGCCAUGGACGUAGUCUACGCGCUCAAGCGGCAAGGACGCACCCUCUACGGCUUCGGUGGCUAAAAGAAA